Raphanus sativus (radish) is the source of this 1248-nucleotide messenger RNA. RefSeq lists its product as uncharacterized. NCBI's taxonomy places the organism in Eukaryota, Viridiplantae, Streptophyta, Magnoliopsida, Brassicales, Brassicaceae. The record is from RefSeq and is a predicted model, not a curated record.
UGAUGCGUUUUCUCGAAGGCAUCAGCUCUCGCUUGUCACAGCUUGAACUCUACUGCUACAACCUUGAUAAGACUAUUGGUGAGAUGCGAUCUGAUUUGACUCGUGAUAACGAGGAGGCUGAUGUUAAGCUUAGAUCUAUGGACAAACAUCUUCAAGAGGUGAAUAGGUCGGUUCAGGUUCUUAGAGACAAACAAGAGCGAGCUGAUACGCAGAAAGAGCUAGCGAGGCUUCAACUUGUGCAGAAAGAUUCAUCUUCCUCUUCACAUGGUGAGGAGCGGGUUGCGACGCCUGUUCCAGAGCCAGAGAAGAGCGACAACACCUCAGAUGCACACAACAACCAGCUCGCACUUGCUUUGCGUCACCAAAUAGCACCGCCACCACUGCAGCCACAGCCACAGCCACAACACCAGCAGUAUUACAUGCCUCCUACUACACAGCUUCAAAACACACCUCCACCAGCGCCUGUUCAUGCGCCACCAUCUCAACCUCAAGCACCAGCGCAGGCUCAGUUCAUGCCCCCACCUCCUGCUCCAUCCCACCGCUCAGCCCAAGCUCAGUCAUUCCCGCAGUACCAGCAAAACUGGCCUCCUCAGCCGCAGGCGAGGCUACAGUCAAGCGGAGCUUACCCUACAUACUUGCAUGCGCCACCAAGCAACCAAUCUCCAGUUGAACAGUUGCCAAGCAGCAUGCAGAUGCAAUCGCCAUACGCUGGACCUCCUCAACAGUCGAUGCAAACUUACGGAUACGGUGCACCGCCACCACAGGCUCCGCAGCAGACAAAGAUGUCUUAUAACCCCCAGACAGGCGAUGGUUAUCUACCCGCGGGGCCUCCUCCUCCUCCCGGGUAUACCAAUGCCAUGUAUGAAAGUGGGCGGAUGCAAUACCCACCACCAGCUCAGCAACAUCAGCAACAGCAAGUUCAUUAUAUGCAAGGUCCACAAGGUGGUGGGUACGCUCCUCAGCAGCACCAGGCAGAUGGUGGUAACACCGGGACACCACCUCCUGUGUUGAGAUCGAAAUAUGGUGAAUUGAUAGAGAAGCUAGUGAGCAUGGGGUUCAGAGGAGACCACGUGAUGGCGGUGAUUCAGCGGAUGGAGGAGAGUGGCCAAGCUAUAGACUUCAACGCCCUCCUUGACAGACUGAACGUGCAGUCUUCAUCAGGUGGGCCUCCCAGAGGGUGGUGAAGCCAUUGUUGGCUCCUCUACUCCACAAUAUAAACUGCUUCCUUCCUUAUCAAGGCUUACGUUU